Messenger RNA from Penicillium brasilianum, 2082 nucleotides. The record is from the annotation of a GenBank genome assembly. NCBI's taxonomy places the organism in Eukaryota, Fungi, Ascomycota, Eurotiomycetes, Eurotiales, Aspergillaceae.
GUCAGAAACAGCCCCGAUUUUCCUGAGCGGUUUACUCGGGCCAAUAGCGGGUUCCCCCAGCUGAUGACUAGUCUGUUGCUAUGCAAGCGGAUACGUCCCAGUUUCUCUCGCAGUUCGAUCGUUCUCCUGCUCGUGUUCGACCCAGUGGGAAAUCAUCGCCUCCAAGGAUUGGUCUGUCCAAAAUAUCUCUCAUAUUACGUUCUUCUGGAGUCCCCCGAAUGUCCUGAUUUCCCAUUUUCCCAAUAGCUAGCACAAUCAGUAUACCUGCCACGGUUCAUUCUUGAGGCCGUUUGAGGAAUGGGCAAAACCAAACCACACCGCUGUGGCUGGAUGUAUAAAAAGGGCGUCGGUCUCAAAGGGGGCGUGCUGAUAUCAUUGACCGUCCUCCCUAUUUUUUGACUUUUGCUUCCUUUUUCUCCCCUUCUGCCUUGUACUUAAUUGUCCAAUUUGACGUCCGUUAAACUUUGGGAUUUGCUUCUUUCUUCUCCAUCCCUCCUCCAUCUCCACACUCUCAGACCUCGUAUAGUAAGUCCAUGAAGGACGGGCAUCUUCGUGGCCAGGACGCCUGGACCGCCGUCGCUGUGCAACGACCCAACCUGGCUCCUUUCACGGCGCAUCACCAUUAUCUGACGCGGCCGAAAUGGUCCAACACCUCAUCCGAUACCAACGUGAACGAUGCAGGCCACAGCGCAAAGCGCGGCUUCCCCGUGUUUAGAAACGAGCACCGCCCCAGCUUGGCAUCAGUUUCAACAGCUGAACAGCCAUUGAUGCGGUCAUCAUCCACGAAUUCUAUCAUCUCGACAUCCCUGCCAACCCCCUCGUCAGAAUGCCAGCGCCCAUUCACCGAGAGAUAUGGCCGCUGUCUCGAAAUCCUGCACUACGGCUCCAACAGCACCGUCCGCCUACACCAGACCAAAAUGUCAACGUACGGUAUCAAAUCAAAACAACUCUACGCCAUCAAAGUCUACCGCUACAACAAUAACAUCGUCGACUCUCCCGAUGCCCUCGCCCGCGCAUCUACCUGCCCAAUAUCCUCCAUUACCAAUCUCCACCCGCAUCACCCAAACAUCCUCGCCAUAACGGACCUCCUCUACAACGAACGCGGCGAACUCUGCCUGGUAAUGCCCUUCUGCGCCGGUGGCGACCUCCACGAACUCGUCUCCCGCGCAGGACCCCUCUCCACUCCCGAAGCAGACUGCAUAAUCGCCCAGAUCCUGCGAGCUUUAUCUUUCCUGCACGAGCACGGCACCGCCCACCGCGAUAUCCGGCUCGAAACCGUACUCCUCACACAACACGGCGCCGUGAAACUGGCCGGCUUCGGCGACGGGCAUAUCAGGCGGAUCUGGAACGAAUGUGCCGUCACCCCGGCACAGAAUGACGGCGAAGACGAAAGUGACACCGCACAUUCCCCGCCUCAUUCCACGCGCUCCUGGUCUUUCUCUUUACCCUGGAUCCUGGCCCCGUUUAGUCAUUCCAGUCCUGCCAAAGGGAAUACGGGGGACACGGAAAAUUCCACGGCUUCGUUCCCCGGUAUGAGUCUACCGUAUACUCCUCCCGAGGGGUUUGCGUAUCGGCCGCGUCGUCGUUCGUCGUGGAGGGAUACUAUCGAGUGCGAUGAGGAUGAGCAUGAAGACGACGAGGAUGAGAUUCGGGAUCCGCGGCCAGCAGACGUUUGGGCUACGGCGGUCAUUUAUCUAGCACUAAUCACUGGUCGUUUGCUUUGGAGGAGUGCAAGGCCGCUUCGGGAGGAUGCGAGGUAUCUGGAGUAUUUGCAUUGCCGACUCGGGGAAGAUGGGUAUCCACCUAUUGAGGCGUUGGGAGAGAGACGCCGCAAUGCUAUCUAUGCAAUGCUACAUCCCAUCGCGCGCAAACGCAUCACCACAAAAGAUAUGUUGCGCUCAGAAUGGUUGCAGAGUGUAUCGAUCUGCGAAGCCGGGGAGAAAGGCUAUUGACAGUCUUGGUUUGAAGUCUCAGGCUAUCAGGCCUAGCGCCUUUUGACGAAUUUAUGAACUACGCAUGUACGGAGUACCAAAUUGGAGUAUCUUAGGAGAUCAGCAUACCUUAGAAAUGGUCAAAGGAGUC